Messenger RNA from Loa loa (African eye worm), 555 nucleotides. RefSeq lists its product as hypothetical. The coding region runs from base 1 to 555 and encodes 184 amino acids. NCBI's taxonomy places the organism in Eukaryota, Metazoa, Nematoda, Chromadorea, Rhabditida, Onchocercidae. The record is from RefSeq and is a predicted model, not a curated record. The transcript has 3 exons.
AUGAGGCAUGGUUUUCUAAUGAUAUUAUUAACUGGAAAAGUGUCGCUUUCGCAUGAUCCCUUUCAAAAAGAACUUCAGUCUGUGAGUAGAGACGGUUAUGGCGUUUUAUGGAUCAGCACCUCCAAAGUGAAUAAUUUUUCAUUUCCAUGUCAAAGGUCUAAAGUACCAGUUAAUUUCCAGAACAUAAAGCAACGAACUCAGAUCAAAUGGAUCAGAGUGAGCUUGCAUUCUGACGAUUCGGUUCUUAAUAUUUUUGGCGUGGAAAGAGUAGAAAUAUCGGUCAUUGCUCUUAUGCAGUUCAUCGUUUUGUUCCAAAAAAUCUGUUGCAAGCUACGAUUUGUUCUGGAUAAAAUGUUAAUAAGUCUAUUAAACUACCGACUAUUAAUUACAAUAGUCCUUUCUGAACAUUCUCCACGUAAAUAUGGUUCUCUCAUUGACUUAGAUUGGUCCAGCCGUACUAUCAGCAUUCAUAAUACAGAAACUUUCAUUAGGGAAGACCAUAUAGAGAACUGGCAGAAUAUAGCAUCCUUAUCUUUACCAAUUCUGCCAUGUUGA